CCGCCAUAUUGGAAAAAGGCGGAAGUGGCUUAAUCUGCACGAGCCCGCGGCCAUCUUGGAAAGAGGCGGAAGUGAGCUGCCCUUCAAGGCCCCCAGCCGGCGGCCAUAUUGGAAUCGGGCGGAAGUGGAAGGCGAGUCUCUCUGUCCCGUCUGCCCUUCCCCAACCCAGGAGGGCCGGGACCUGCGCCCUCGAAUUGGUCCUGAUCUCGCGGGGGAGGAAGCGGAGGGACUCAGAGGCCGGACUACAAAUCCCAUGGUGCACCGCGGCCACCGGCGGAAGUGGACUCUACCGGAAGCCGGGUCGAGAGGUCGCACGCACGUUGCGGGGCGGGGCUCGGCUCAGCGCCGGAGCAGCGGGGAGCGGCGGACCGGACCCGACCGGACCCUCAUGGCGGACCUGAUCCAGAAGAAGCUGCAGGGCGAGCUGGAGAAAUACCAGCAGCUGCAGAAAGAUCUCAGCAAGUCCAUGGCGGCACGGCAGAAACUGGAGGCACAGUUGACUGAGAACAACAUUGUCAAGGAGGAACUGGGGCUGCUGGAUGUGACCAACACUGUCUACAAGCUGAUUGGGCCCGUGUUGGUGAAACAGGACAUGGACGAGGCUAAAGCCACUGUCAGCAAGCGGCUGGACUAUAUCACUGGAGAGAUCAAGCGCUAUGAGCUGCAGAUGCAGGAGUCUGAGAAGAAGGCGGAACAGCAGCGGGAGGUGCUGGCCCGGCUGCAGCAGGAGUAUCAGCGAGCCCAGGGCAAGGGGACGGCUAAGGCAUGAGCCGGUGGGGGAAGGUGGAUCCUUGGGGCUGGGGGGCGGGAGCUGUAUUUAAGUUUUUUGCUGUUUGAAAUAAAGAGGUGAUGCACAAA
Molecule: messenger RNA, 858 nt
Organism: Chelonia mydas (Green sea turtle)
Lineage: Eukaryota; Metazoa; Chordata; Testudines; Cheloniidae
Gene: PFDN6
Product: prefoldin subunit 6
Exons: 5
Coding region: 254-769 (171 amino acids)
Biological process (GO): protein folding; chaperone-mediated protein complex assembly
Cellular component (GO): cytoplasm; prefoldin complex
Molecular function (GO): protein-folding chaperone binding
Source: RefSeq, a predicted model, not a curated record